Messenger RNA from Klebsormidium nitens, 1766 nucleotides. Lineage: Eukaryota; Viridiplantae; Streptophyta; Klebsormidiophyceae; Klebsormidiales; Klebsormidiaceae. The record is from the annotation of a GenBank genome assembly.
GCCUCCGACAUGGCUCUCUGUGCCACGACCCCGGACAGGAGCUCUGCAAGUCGCAAGGUCCAGGUCCACAGCCACCCUCCCGAAUUUUAUUCAGCAGUUUGCAAGACGCAGGCUUCCAACCUGUAUUAGUCUGCAUUGUCUAUUGCUGGAUUCAAUGGUUCAACCUCUUCAAAUGACAUCUGUUGAGGUAUAGGCCUGGCAGGUGCCGCUGAGCAAGUGAAGCCCGCUUCCGCAUGCAGUUAGUUGCAGACAGAGUGGUCACGACAGCGGACACACAGGUUUUUGCGGCGCAGUUUGCGAGAGAUCACAUCAGGGGUCUGGCUGGUCAUCACCAAGCAGACCAGCUCGUAGGGUCCAUCUGAGGAACAGGAUGCUGGCCGCACGGUGCCAGAUGCUGUCUGCUGCAAUUGGCCCUCAAUUGCCUUCUGCAACAAUUGUCGACCUUUCGCAGCCUGCAGAAUGGGCCACUCAUCUUAUUUCCCAAACCCCCUUAGUGACUGCCAUUGCCCCUCUGCUGACACCCUGCAAUGCACCUUUCAACCUGCGGCGACACCGGAGUCUGCGUCGCUCCGUUGUUGCUUGCUCAGGAUGUGGUGACUUUCCAGAGAGAAGCUUGCAGGGGGCCGACGGAAUGCAGGAAGCUCUGGUUCGAGAAGAGUCUUUGGUUAGCUCCUCCUCGGAGGUGCGGCGUUCUCAGCUGCUUAGAGCGCUGCUGCUCGGAGCGGGCGCUUGUGCUGCAGGAGAGUGGGAGGAAAGCGCUGCUGCGACGGGGCUCAUUUUGCUGCCGCCCGCAAAGCUGACGAAUGAGUAUUUCCUGGUCCGGGCAGGAGAGUCGGAAGUGGAGACACAAGGGUUCAUCAUGACUAACCCGGUGGCGAAAACAUCUAUGGACAGCGGGCUGAGCAAGCUGGGGAGGCAGCAGGUGUUGUCCACCAUCCAGCAGUUGCAGGACCUGGGGGCCUGCACCGCCAACUGCUGGAUCUGGCCCUCCAUCACACAACGAGCGUAUCAGACCGCUGAGCUGGUUGCCUCCGCUUUCACUGUCGGGCGGAGCCGCAUCGUGCCGGAGUACAGCUUCCUGGACGCUCGCGGGCUGGGCUCGUAUGAAGGGAGAUCACUCGCACAAAUCCAGGAGGUGUACGAGUCGGACCGGGAGUCCGCCUUCUACCGCCCCCCCGCUUUCGUGGACGGCACUCCCAACGAGUCCGUGAACGACGUGUUGGUCCGGGUCCGGCAGCUGAUGUCCAUCCUGGAGACGCAGUACCAGGGGGACCAGGUCGUCAUCGUCUCCCCCGACUCCGACAACCUGUCCGUGCUGCAGGCCGCACUCUUGGGCCUAGACCUGCGGCAGCACUCGUCCCUGGCUUUUCGCCCCGGGGAGGUUCGCAAAGUAGUCCUGAGUGGAGAAGCCCCCCCAAGGCCGACCAGCGGGUUCUUCAAAUGCAAGCAGCUACGCAAUAGGCAAUGGGACUGCACAGUCUGAGCAGUGCGCGUUUUGAAGCAGGUUAUAGUAGGGCGGUCUGGUGCCUUCUCGCAACAGGAGUUUGGUUGUGUCUGCCAAACUAACCAUGUACAUAGGUCACAUUCUGUACCAUGCGGCAUGGCAUGAGCAUGCCGUAACGGGGGUAAAUGGGCGUGUUGUUUGGUCUCAAGCCCUGGUGUUGUUCUAUAACACACGGUUGCUGUUUUCAGCGCUCCUUACCUCGCUUAAUUGGCAUGAUCGUGGCACGUUCUGAGCUUAAGUCGGAUGUGGCCCAGGAUCUCGA